CUACUGCAAGCGUAGUUGCUGAUAUACAAAUAUUGACAAUAACCGUCAGUACGCUCAUGAUGUCCUAGUCGCCACGAAUCAACAGCAAAGGAAAGCCUCACUCGACGCAGGCUUUCUGAAGGGGGGCCAUCUCUCAAGGAGCAUGAACAACGUGCCUUUCCCCCCGAAGUAGCAUAUACGCACAUUUGCGGCUACUAUUGCGGACUGUAGCUGGGAAAUGGACCAAUGACAUCGACUUUUAGAGCGUAUGAAAUGAGGUCACGCCGCAUCACAUCCCUAUAUGCGCCCAUCGUGCAUGACAUUUGCAAGCUUGAAGCUGCCGUGUUGACUUUGUUUUUCUCUCCUGAAAAGAACGGCUUGCCAAAAUUUGCUCAUCACUUGCGCUGCCUUGCAAUAGCUGCACCAAUACAACCAUUCGCGCUACAGCAUGUUGCGCUUCAACUCAGGCGGCCGCUUCAAACCAGGCCUGUUGUUGGUCUUCGUAUUGCUCUUUUCCUUGCUCUCAUCAUUCACGCUCAACUCUGGUCUGGUCGCCGCAGGAAGGCCAAAGGGCAGUAAAAAUAAGCCGAAAGUAGCGACAGGCGAAGAUCCUUGGUUAAGUGGUAGCCAGGAUACCAAAAAGGACAAGGCGGUUGCUUCCAAGAAGGGGCCCAAGAAAUGCUACAGAAUGAAGAUUGCAAUCAUUAAGACAAUGGAGGAGCAGACUUCUGGCUCAGACGAAUGCCAUGAGAUCUGCCAAACCUUCAUUCACAAAUGGCGCGAGAGUUUCGGGAAGAAAGAGCACAUGCCGUGUGUGCUAGGACUCCCAUGUGUCAAUGGCUGGAGCGUUUCAACCGACUUGACAAAUACCGACCUUAUGUAUGACGUGAGCAAAAGCGCAUGUCAAUCGCCUGGCUGCAAACUGCCUUGCACAUGUAUUGUACAAGCGAUGUUUUGGCGAAUACGGCAACCAUUGGAUUUCGGAGACUAUGCGUCAAUCCCGAAGCACGCCAUGUUCGGUGACCCUAUGCUUCAUUGGGAUGAUGUUCAGCCCAUCGAGAACAUCGGGGAUCGAUUCAAGUGCAUCCCAAAGUUUCUGUUGUGGACGAUCCUCAGAUCUGGUGUGCCCGCAGAUUCUUGGCACAGAUUACCAAUACCCGAGUAUACGGCAGAGUGGAAUCUCUCUUGCGAUCCAACAUCAGAGGAGGUAAGUUGUGGGUGCGGCCAGGCGCGAGGGCUCGGUGAAGAUUGCCGUGCCAGACAGGACAGGCAGGGCGCACAUGAUGCUGGUCAGUCCAGCCAUGAGCCAGGCCGCGACACAAACCGGAUUCUUCCGUUUGAUCUGAACCAGCCGCCACUUGAAGAUGAUCAAAGCUACCAGGGUAUGGCGUACCACUUCGACGCAAUCCGAGAAGCUGGAGCAUACGACCAACAACGUGAUACGUCGUUACGCAGCACGUUUCAGUCUUGGAAUGCCCCGAACGAUCAACAGGGAUACCCGUAUACCCGCAGGGAUUUCGAGCCCAUGGAACAGUAUGUGCCUCAAAUUGGCCAUGACCCCUAUCCAUAUGCACCUGCAGUCCACUUCUCUUCGCAAAUGGGUGUUUACGGAAACGACCCUCAGAGCACUUACCCUGGAUACUUGCAUCAGGGCCAGUACAACUUUGCGCCAGGGCAACCCUCGAGUGGCUACGGAAAUGACCCUCAGACCAAUGACCCGGAGAACCAGCUGCCCUAUCUUGAACCGUUUGCUGACCCGAGUUGGCCGCAAGGAUAUCCCGCUUGCUACCGCACACCCGAUGGUGGGCGGAACUGUGGAUUCAGGUAGCUAAGCCUUGGUCGACGAAUCACGAACUCAUUAACCAAAUGCUGACCAGGUGUCCAAGUUCCUAUUCCAUUCAUACGCAUCUUAUACUCCAAGUCAAAUUUCAGUUUUUUUUAACUGACGAGUUCAAAUCAAUCAUCAGCUCGAACGUAGAUAUUGUAAGGAAUGGAGGAAUCGGGGAGAAAGGGAGCUUGUAAUGAAGACAGGGCUUGAACAGAGGCAUGUUUUUAUCGCUAAAGUUAUCAACUGAGGAACAAGACAGCAGAAGGCCCCCUUUACAUUUCUAUCAAGCUUGAGCGAGAGAACUGUCAAUGAAGGGAAACAAGAGAACAGGAGCCGACGUGGAGAUGUCAGGU
Molecule: messenger RNA, 2160 nt
Organism: Protomyces lactucae-debilis
Lineage: Eukaryota; Fungi; Ascomycota; Taphrinomycetes; Taphrinales; Protomycetaceae
Exons: 1
Coding region: 428-1807 (459 amino acids)
Source: RefSeq, a predicted model, not a curated record